Messenger RNA from Paramisgurnus dabryanus, 2068 nucleotides. RefSeq lists its product as uncharacterized. The record is from RefSeq and is a predicted model, not a curated record. Gene Ontology annotation, molecular function: RNA polymerase II transcription regulatory region sequence-specific DNA binding; DNA-binding transcription factor activity, RNA polymerase II-specific. Lineage: Eukaryota; Metazoa; Chordata; Actinopteri; Cypriniformes; Cobitidae. Gene Ontology annotation, cellular component: nucleus. Gene Ontology annotation, biological process: regulation of transcription by RNA polymerase II.
CCCAUAGAGUGAAAGUGAUUGAGACCUUCAGUGAAGCUCCUCCUACAACAAUCCACCAAUAAAUGCUGGAGUCAAACACACAGAGAAAUCACUCCAUGUGUGACAACUGAAAUCUUCAUGACAUAAUGUUGAUGCUGGUGAAAGAGGAGCUUGAGAAGAUGACAGAUCCACAACCAUGCAGAAUAAAGGAUGAAGAUACUGAGGAACAAAUAGAUUUGAUGGAAGUGAAAGAGGAGAGUCAAGCUGAAGUGGAUGAGAAACAUCAGAUUGUAAAAAUAAACCAUAAUAUUUCACAAAAAGAAACUCUGAAGACAGAAGAUAUAAAGUGUGAAAAUAUUUUCAGUGAAGAUGAACGCCCUGCAGAUCGCAAGAGGACUCACAGUGAGGAGAAACCUUUCAGAUGUCAACAGUGUGGAAAGAGUUUCACCUCUCAAUCAAGCCUUUACCGGCACAAGAAAGCUCACAAGGGGGAAAUGUCAUAUGCAUGCCAACAUUGUGAAAAGAGUUUCCCAGAUAAAAGUCAACUUAAGAUGCACAUUAGAGUUCAUACUGGAGAGAAACCUUACACAUGUCAUCUCUGUGGAAAGAGUUUCGGAACAAAAUCUUACCUUAAAGAACACAUGAGGAUUCACACCGGAGAGAAACCUUACACUUGUCAACUAUGUGGAAAGAGUUUCAGAACAAAAUCUUACCUUAAAGCACACAUGAGGAUUCACACCGGAGAGAAACCUUACACUUGUCAACUAUGUGGAAAGAGUUUCAGAACAAAAAAUCACCUUAGAGCACACAUGAGGACUCACACUGGAGAGAAACCACAUGCAUGCCAUGAGUGUGGAAAGAGUUUUAAAACUGCAGGUGACCUUAAAAAACAUUUGAGGAUUCACACUGGAGAGAAACCUUACACUUGUCAACUGUGUGGAAAGAGUUUCAAUAUGGAGCAUCACCUUAAGAGACACAUGAUAACUCACAGUGAAAAGAAACCUCACAAAUGUCUUGAGUGUGAAAAGGGUUUCAGAGAUAAAACGAGGCUUGAGAUUCACAUGAGAAGUCACACUGGAGAGAAACCUUACAUAUGUCUUCAGUGUGAAAAGAGUUAUACAAGUGAAGACAAUCUUAAGAUACACAUGAGGAUUCACACAGGACAGAAACUGUUCACUUGUCAUCACUGUGGAAAGAGCUUUACAGUGAAAGGUGACCUUAAUGCACAUGUGACAAUUCACACUGGAGAGAAACCAUACAUGUGUCAACAGUGUGGAAAGAGUUUCAGAAUAAAAUCAAACCUUAACAAACACAUGAGAAUCCACACUCAAUAGAAACCAUUCAUGUGUCAACAGUGUGGAUAUGGCAACAAAGUUUAUGAAUCAGCUGAGGUCUUAAUAAUAAAACGGUCUGGAGGAUCUCUACUAAAAGAGGUACGACUUGAACGAUAGUAGCGCUGUGUCAGAGACACCCAUAGCUAUGAGGGUCGACGGGAGGAUGUGGUGAUUGACCAUGCCAAAAGUGGCGGAUAGAUCCAGUAAGAUCAGCACAGAUGAUUUGGAGGCUGCCUUUUUCCUGCCUUAGGGCUUCGAUGACUGAGAGCAGCGCAGUCUCAGUGGAGUGACUGCUUUUGAAACCAGACUGAUUGCUAUCCAGAAAGUUUUUGUGUGAAGAAAGAGUAAAGCUGGUCAAACACCACACGUUCAAGAGUCUUGGCAAUGAAGGGAAGAAGAGAAACAGGAAAUAUUACUGGAAACCCUUUGAAAUUACAUAAAAGACUGUUGAAAGUGCCAAACUCGGUUGUAUGUGUUGUCAGUCCUCUAAUAAACACAAAAAUAAAAAAGCGCUUUUUGAUGUUUUUUUUUCUAAAGUCUGCAGAUUUGCAGACAGUUUUGUUUGAUUCCAGCAAAUGUCAGCUUCCAGGGAAAAGGGAAUUUUUUUCUCUAUCAUAAUCUAUGCAAAUGUUGUUCUAUUCCAACUGAAGGGAGGAAUAAUACCCUUUUUGUAUUCAAUUUCCGCCUAAAAAUAUUUUAAGUGUCCCCAUAACCGCAUACAGUGGAAUAAAUGCAAUAUCUUUAUAUCAUUUUAC